UGGCGAUCGGUGGUGCGCUGUGUCCCUGGGACACAGCGGAUCACCGAUCAACGAAAAGAGCCGAAGACGUCUGCUCUGUCAUGUGAUCAGCUGUAUCCAAUCACAGCUGAUCGUAUAAGCGCCACCUGUCAGUGCCCAUCAAUGCCACCUGUCAUUGCCCAUCAGUGCCACCUGCCAGUGCCCAUCAAUGCCACAUAUCAGUGCCUACCACUGCAUAUCAAUGCCACAUAUCAGUGCCCAUCUGAGCUGCCUUUCAGUACCACCUAUCAGUGCUGCCAAUCAUUGCCACCUAUCAGUGCCCAUCAGUGCUGCCCAUCAGUGCCAGUCAGUACCACCUAUGAGUGCCAGUCAGUG
Staurois parvus is the source of this 354-nucleotide messenger RNA. The record is from the annotation of a GenBank genome assembly. Lineage: Eukaryota; Metazoa; Chordata; Amphibia; Anura; Ranidae.